CAAGCGCCACCACCCCACAUUAACCACACUCUUCCACCAAUCAAAUUUAACCACCUCACACUAUUCAGCAUCUCUAUUAGCAAUAAAAUCAUCCAAUUGGAAUAUAUUAGAGGAAGCAAGGAUGUAGCAGAUUCCAAUCACCAAAUCCAAAAAAUUGGGUGGUGCUUCGGCACGUGCGGCGUUGAAAGGGCGCGUCGGAAUAAAAAACCGCGUGGAUUGGGAAGGAUCCUGGAGAGGCGACGAUGAAGAUAAAAGCCUCGGUUUUGGUGCUGGUUCUGUAUUGUGUUUGCAUUGCAAAUUCUGUAAUUGAAAUGGCUACCGUAGGAGGAAUUCAUGAUUCUGAUGGAUCUCAGAACGCUCUUGAGAUCGAAAACCUUGCCCGAUUCGCCGUUGACGAGCACAACAAGAAACAGAAUACCCUUUUGGAGUUUAAUGGAGUGGUGAAAGUUAGACAGCAGGUGGUUGCUGGUACGAUAUACUAUAUUACUCUGGAUGCAACUGAUGGUGGCAAGAAGAACAAGUAUGAAGCCAAAAUCUGGGUGAAACCAUGGCUGAACUUCAAGGAACUGCAAGAAUUCAAGCCUAUUGGUGAUGAGCCUGCAACUGCUAGCGCUUAGGUACUCGAAGAUAUGUAUCUGGAUAUGCUUAACUUGAAGUACUGUUAAUUUGAAUUUUGAAGUACAUAAAGAAGAUUAGAUAUGUCUUCCAUUUAAAGUCCAAUGUAACCGAAAAAGGAUUAUAGCUUAUGGUAUUUGGAAUUGUGUGGAUCGGGCUUUAAUAUUUACCGUUUACUUGUAAAACUCUCUUAUGGAAUGAUGAAUAAUACGCUUGUAACUUAUGAUUCCUCCCUUCCUUCCAUGUCACGACUAUGGUGGAUUCAAUGAAAAUGUUUAUUAGAGUCUC
Messenger RNA from Vitis vinifera (wine grape), 903 nucleotides. Its product is annotated as cysteine proteinase inhibitor A. Gene Ontology annotation, molecular function: cysteine-type endopeptidase inhibitor activity. Lineage: Eukaryota; Viridiplantae; Streptophyta; Magnoliopsida; Vitales; Vitaceae. The transcript has 3 exons. The record is from RefSeq and is a predicted model, not a curated record. Bases 243 to 617 code for a protein of 124 amino acids.